UCAUUCAAGCAUUUAAUUUUAAAAAUUAAGCGAGUUAACGUUCCACUGGAGGACGUAAAGUAAAUAAUAAUAUAUAAUAUUUAAAAAAGCAUUGGCAACUGUUUUUAGUGAAUAAACUUGAGAACCAGAGGCCCUGCGAGAACAACUAGGCCUUCCACAGACACCUGUGGCCGCAGAGCGAGGACCGAUGUCGGCGGAGGAGCACAGUAUGUCCGAGGUGGAAAUGAGUCCCGGGGUCUCGGACGACGGUCACUCCAUGUCCCCCGGACACUCGUCCGGUGCUCCCGGCGGGGCGGACUCCCCUCUUCCCGGUCAGGCGUCUCAGAUGCCGGGCGUCGGUGAUGAUGCGGCCGGGGUCUCGGUGAAGUCCGACGAAGACGACGACCGUUUCCCCAUCGGGAUCCGUGAAGCGGUCAGUCAGGUGCUCAACGGUUACGACUGGACGCUCGUACCCAUGCCCGUGCGCGUGAACUCGGGCAGCAAGAACAAACCGCACGUGAAGCGCCCGAUGAACGCAUUCAUGGUGUGGGCGCAGGCCGCGCGCAGGAAACUGGCGGAUCAAUAUCCGCACCUGCACAACGCCGAGCUCAGCAAAACACUCGGAAAACUCUGGAGGCUGCUGAACGAGUCAGAUAAGAGGCCAUUUAUCGAGGAAGCUGAGCGUUUGAGGAAGCAGCAUAAGAAAGAUUAUCCCGAGUACAAGUACCAACCACGUAGACGCAAGAACGGCAAACCGGGAUCCAGCUCUGAGGGUGACGCCCACUCUGAGGGCGAGGUCAGUCACAGCCAAUCACAUUACAAAAGUCUGCAUCUGGAGGUGGCACAUGGCGGAGCCGCAGGAUCACCAUUGGGCGAAGGACACCACCCUCACACUACAGGUCAGACUCACAGCCCUCCGACGCCCCCCACCACUCCUAAGACAGAAUUGCAGGGUGGUAAAUCCGGUGAGGGCAAGCGUGAGGGCGGAGCCUCCAGGAGCGGUUUGGGGGUGGGAGCAGACGGAAGCUCCGCCUCGUCAUCUGCUAGCGGAAAACCACACAUCGACUUUGGAAACGUGGACAUUGGCGAAAUCAGCCAUGAGGUGAUGGCCAACAUGGAGCCGUUCGAUGUGAACGAGUUCGAUCAGUACCUGCCGCCCAACGGGCACCCGCAGUCAUCGAGUGGCACAAGCGCUGGGUCUUCGGCGUACACUUACGGCAUCUCCAGUGCGUUGGCAGCCGCUAGCGGUCACUCCACUGCCUGGCUUUCCAAGCAGCUGCCGUCCCAGCAGCACUUGGGAUCGGAUGGUGGGAAGACGCAGAUUAAGAGUGAGACACACUUCUCCAGUGAUGCAGCGGCGAGCGGGUCACACGUCACAUACCUGCCACACUACAGCGCCGCCUUUCCCUCGCUGGCAUCCCGCGCGCAGUUCGCCGAAUACGCUGAGCACCAGGCGUCCGGCUCGUACUACGCCCACUCUAGCCAGACCUCUGGCCUUUACUCUGCCUUCUCCUACAUGGGCCCUUCACAGAGGCCCCUGUACACCGCCAUUCCAGACCCUGGCUCCGUGCCGCAGUCACACAGCCCAACACACUGGGAGCAGCCCGUAUACACCACCUUAUCUCGACCGUGACGCGGCGUUCUGGUUUGGUAUCCAGUCGAUGAAGGGUCCAACAAAAGUGUGACUGAAUAUCAUGACAAACGCUCACCUGCACCACAAUCUACACAGACAGGAACCUGAGAGAAACUUGUGUAUGUGUGUGGAGAUCUGCAGGGAACAUAUUCUCACGUGCCUCAGGCUGAUAAAACCUUCACAACCAACAUAGAUUCACUCAACGCUAGACGAAUUAAAGGAGGCAGAAAUUUGACACCAGUGGUCCCUCAUGAAACAUAUUACCAAAGUUCUGAGACCAAAACAUUAAACAACAUCCAACAAAAAUAGGUGCAUUUUCAUAACUCUUGAGUGGCAGUAACACUCAAACCAAACAUCAGUACAGAAGUCGCUCAAACACUAGAUCACUCAAGCUUCACACACACACAAACUUACAACUGAUGAUAGUAUCUGUAAAUCCAUGUUGUUGUUGUUUUGUAUGAAUGAAUAAUCUCUUUUUAUUAACCAAAACAAGGCCAUAUUGUUUUUAUCAACAAAUAAUGACGUGUUUUCGUUGUUGUAGUCGUUUCUAUUGUUGUUACUCUUGUUAUUUGUGCAGCCAUAACUACACUGAAAAGUCUUCACCACUGUCUAGUGUUUGUUAAUGACAUUAGUGUUUUAUGACUUUCAGCGUGUGUAAAUAUCAGUGCCAGGACGUGAUAAUUACUCGUCUUUACCUUUUACUCCAAACACAGGCAAUAUUUCAGUCGCAUCGGAAUUAACCGUUUCCAGUUAAUAAAGACAUUUUUUUUAACUUAAGUGCCUCAGUCCAUCAGCAACGGGUUGUCAUCGAGGAUAAAUUUGAAUUAAAUCUCACAAAUCUAUUUUUUUUUCAGCGCGCUAAAUUUAUCAGCCGUUUACCCGCUAUGAAUAUUUAAAUGCCCACGUGACAAAUAGUCUACAUGAGUUUGAAAGAGCGCGCCGUUUGGUUUUUUAUUGAAAUAAUGUCGUUUCAGAACAAUGCCAGGCUUAACGUUUAAUAUAUUUUUUUAAAUCCUUUUUUUAAAAGAGAAAUAAAAGA
Messenger RNA from Carassius carassius (crucian carp), 2651 nucleotides. Its product is annotated as transcription factor Sox-10-like. The record is from RefSeq and is a predicted model, not a curated record. Lineage: Eukaryota; Metazoa; Chordata; Actinopteri; Cypriniformes; Cyprinidae. The coding region runs from base 188 to 1612 and encodes 474 amino acids. Gene Ontology annotation, biological process: morphogenesis of an epithelium; enteric nervous system development; negative regulation of transcription by RNA polymerase II. The transcript is spliced from 3 exons. Gene Ontology annotation, cellular component: nucleus. Gene Ontology annotation, molecular function: RNA polymerase II cis-regulatory region sequence-specific DNA binding; DNA-binding transcription factor activity, RNA polymerase II-specific.